ACGGAAAAGCCGGCAAGGGAAGGGUAACAAAGAGAUAAGGGACGGAUAAUCGUGACAGAAAGACAGAUUUUAUGCGAAGUUCGACAAACUUUCAAGUUUUAUGUCAUUUCAUCACCAAUUUACCAUAGUUGCAUUGUCAUUCUAUUCUCUCGUUUCAUCGUGGCUUUUUUGCGUUCCGGUCGGUUCGUGAAAUUUUUUUUCCUGUAUUGAAAACGCAGCAGUUUUCGAGUAUUUCAACGUUGCAAAUCCACCACAACGUAAGAUUACGCCCUAGGAUUGGCAUUUCGAUAAAAUUUCAUCGUCGAGUAGAUUUGACCGCGUGGAAGUUUUCUCGAGUCGUUCGAAAUGGAUUCCAUGUCCCCUAAAUCACCCGAACAAUCCGAGAAGAAUAAAAAAUACGACCGUCAAUUAAGAUUAUGGGGUGAUCACGGUCAGCAGGCUUUAGAAAACGCUCACAUCUGCGUUGUGAAUGCCACUUCACUCGGCACUGAAAUUUUGAAAUCUUUGGUUCUACCCGGCAUCGGUUCGUUUACCAUUAUCGACGGGAGCAAAGUUCGUGAAGAAGAUGUCGGUGCUAAUUUUUUUCUCGACAUGGAAAGUAUCGGUAAAUCUAGAGCCGAAGUCGCCGCGCAAUUUUUACUCGAGCUGAAUCCAGACGUUCACGGCGAUUUUAUCGAUGAAAGUUUACAGCAGAUAUUGAACAAUAAUCCGUCCUUCUUUAAUAAUUUCUCGUUAGUCGUCGGAACGUCGUUAUCGGAACAAGAGAUCGGUUUGUUGUCGGCGAAACUUUGGGAUCUAAAUAUUCCGCUAAUAAUCUGUCGAAGUUACGGAUUCAUUGGUGCGGCCAGACUUCAAGUUAACGAGCAUACCGUUAUUGAAUCUCAUCCCGAUAAUCAGAAUCCUGAUUUACGAAUCAUUCAACCGUUUCCGGCGCUGAAAGAGCAUCUUGAUUCGUACGAUUUGGAUUCGAUGGAGUUGAAAGAUCACGCUCAUGUUCCUUACGUGGUAAUUUUGUAUAAAUGCGCUCAACAGUAUUUUCAAAUCAACGGUAAAUUUCCGCAGACGUACAAGGAAAAAGAGUCGUUCAAGGAAAUGAUCAGAAAAAAAAUGAAACUCGACGAAAACGGAAUACCUCACCACGAAGAGAAUUUCGAAGAAGCUUUACACGCUGUUAACUUCGCCAUCACUUCUACACCGAUUCCGAAUGAAAUCAAGAACAUUCUAAACGACGAUAAAUGUGUUAAUUUAACCGUUAAGAGUAAACCGUUCUGGAUUAUGGCUCGUGCAUUGAAAGACUUCUUCGAAAAAGAAAAAUGUCUACCGGUUCGCGGUACGUUACCCGAUAUGACGGCGGAAACCAAGAGCUACGUUAACUUACAACAAAUAUAUCGGGAUAAAGCUUCCAAAGAUGCAGAUUCGGUCUACAAACGUGCUCAACAGUUAUUGCGUCAGUUGAAUCAGUCGCCCGAUUCGAUUUCAGAACCAGAUGUUAAAUUGUUUUGCAAGCAUGCUUCAGAUUUGAGAAUUCUUAGGACUACGUAUAUCGAGUCAGAGUACAAAGAUCGCGUUUACAAUUCAUCGUAUAUCGCAUCGCAGCUGGAAGAUCCGGAUAGCAUGAUGGACUUUUACGUGAUCCUUCGAAGCAUCGAACGAUUCUACACGGAAUUCAAAGAAUAUCCUGGCGAUUUGGACGAUCACGUAGAACCCGAUAUCGUGAAACUAAAGACUUGCUUAUCGAAAUUGUUAGCUGAAAUAGGCUGCGGUGGUCUGAUAAAAGACGACGUUAUCCAUGAAUUUUGUCGAUAUGGCGGAGCAGAAUUGCAUUCGGUCUCGGCUUUCUUAGGAGGAUGCAUCGCCCAUGAAAUCAUUAAAUUGGUGACCAGUCAGUACGUACCAUUUAACAAUAUAUUAAUUUACAACGCCGUUACAUCGAAUGUGGUAACGUUCACGAUGUGAAUAAUAUUUUCUCGUCGUCGUGGUAUUCGAAUCGUCGACAUGUGUAUGUUUUACUGUUGUAUUUUACGUAUAAAAAGGUUCGUUAUCGUUAUCUCUUACGGAUAGGCUUCGACGUUCUCAUGCACAUGUGUGCGCAACUUACAAAGCUAAUGUCUUUCAUGAAGGGCAUGGUGUGAUAACUGGUUCCCAACAUAUGCGACACUCGUCUCAAUUGUUGGCCGGAAGUUGACCUCCUCAAAUAGUGCUAUCGUAAACUGUCUAAACACGUGUGUUGUUUUAUGAAGAAAAAAAAAUACUUUGAAAAUGAUAUUCGAUUUUUUUUUUUUUUUUUCGUCGAGGUUGGUUGACAAUAUUGCUUCGCGUUAAUAAUGGUGGUAUAAAAGCAGGUGUACAGGUGCUAAUGCGAUGUGCCUGUGUGUACUGUGUUGGGUUGGAUGGAUUGAUAAAUUAGGGCGGAAAUGCUAUGCAGGCUGCAGGUAUUUUCUAGUCGUUUGAAAUGAAUCUGUAAUGACUGAAUUUAGUUUUCGACUUCGUUCGUUGGUUGGUCGGUCUCCUCGGUACGUUAUGUGGACGUGUAUCGAAGUACAUAGGUGGCUUGUAUGCAAUGACUUGAAAUUUUUUUCGUAUCGAGGUACAGUUUAGUAGUUGCAACCGGUGCGUGUGGUUGAAUUCGAGUUCGAGUUCGAGUUCGUGUUCGUGUGUGAGAUUUUUGAAAAUUCAACUGCUGCGUGUGGAGUAUGAAUGGAUUUUUGGGUUCGUAUUUUUUUUAUUGCUUUUCUUGUUUGAAUUGCAUUUUUAAUUUAAUUAUUUGAGAAUUGUGUUUCGAUUCGAAUUAUGUGUGGAUUUUUUAAAAUUGGAGAUAAGUUGAAACGUGUCUCGGUUGAAUUGAGGGUUUGCUUAAUCGAUGGGUUAGCUUCUCAGUCACCCUGAAAAAUUGUGCUUUUUUCAAAAUUGCUUCGAAGAAUUAGUUUUCAUUAUUUUUUUCAUUCGAAAUUUCAAGGUUUCUUUUUGCGAUUUUAAAAAUGGAAAUACGUUUUACCCACAGAAUAGCUAAAAGUGUCUUACUUUCUAUCAUUUUUUCAAUCAAGUAUUAAAAUUUAGCAUUAAAUUCUAAUUUUCUUUGAUACUUUUGGUUUUUUUGAAAAUUUCGGUAUUUUUUAUGAUCUUUAUGGACGUGUGACGAAGUAGGUGCCUUGUAUGCCAUAACUUGAUUUUUUUUUCAUACCGAGAUACAGUUUGGUAGUUGCAAUCGGUGUGUGUGAGUUCGUGUGUGAGAUUUUUGGAAAUUUAACUGAUUCAUAUGAAACACGAAUGAAUUUUUGGGUUCGUAUUUUUUUUUAAUAUUGCUUUUCACGUUUAAAUUUGAUUUUUAAUUUAGUUAAUUGAGAAUCGUGUUUCGA
This is a messenger RNA of Planococcus citri (citrus mealybug), 3356 nucleotides long. It is a transcript of the gene APP-BP1, whose product is annotated as Nedd8-activating enzyme E1 regulatory subunit APP-BP1. NCBI's taxonomy places the organism in Eukaryota, Metazoa, Arthropoda, Insecta, Hemiptera, Pseudococcidae. The coding region runs from base 346 to 1956 and encodes 536 amino acids. Gene Ontology annotation, cellular component: cytoplasm. Gene Ontology annotation, molecular function: NEDD8 activating enzyme activity. The record is from RefSeq and is a predicted model, not a curated record. Gene Ontology annotation, biological process: protein neddylation. The transcript has 10 exons.